AAAAGACCUACGAUUAAAAAUAGCACUUUCAGUCCGGCUUAGCUAUAGAAACAAAAGAGGGAAGCAGCGCUGUUCCUUGUGCCAGUUUCUUAGUUUUGACAAACCACAGCGCCCGGGCGCCCGCUGGAACAUGCGGCUUUUGCGCUCCUGAGCUGCGCAUCUCAGCUCGUGCGUUUCCGUGCAGUGCACGCGCCUCCUUGAUGUCCCGGAGCGCGUGGAGCUGUUGUUCUCGGGGUGGAAGACAGACAGACAGAGAGCAUGAGCGACGGAAGGAGCGAUCGGACGCCAACCAACCUCAUCGUAAUUAAUGUAUAUUCAACUUCAAUCAAGCUCUCUGCUCGGGCCUGGAAGGAAGAGGAAAGCGCUCUGUGUUGUGAAUCCAGCAAAGACUAAGCAGGACUGGCUGUUCGCUCCACCGCCAAAGUUGUUCUUUAUCUAACACCGAUGGUGCGUUUGGACACCAAAAACUGUACAUCCAAGUGUUAUCUAAGUGAAACACGUAAAAGUAGUGUAAUCAAGGAAGCUUAGAUAGCGAGCUAACAUUACUUUAAAAUUAUCUGCUCAUCGAUGUUAUCUGCUCGCCGGAGCUUCUUGUCCUUGCAUUCGGACGCAGCACAUGGGGUGACCCCAGCCAGCUUCCCUGGUUGCUGAGGAGUGUGGCAGAGAUGGGCGUGGUCUCCCAGCUCCGCCCAGCCGUGAGAGAAUGAGAGAAUGUGUAGUGGCAGCGUUGUGUGAAUGACUCUCAGCCCAAACGCAGUCGCCAUGGCCACCAGGUACCAGCAGUACUACAACAGGUCUGUGAUCCAGGUGUACUACCGUAUCGCCAAGAACCUGACGCCGGAGCAGCUGCAGGAGCGUAUGGCCAGCAGCGCCGGUCUCAGCACCUUCUCCAUCAUCUUCAUCAUGAUCUGCAGCAUCAUCAUCCUCGAGAACCUGCUGGUGCUCAUCGCCGUCUUCCGCAACAAGAAAUUCCACUCCGCCAUGUUCUUCUUCAUCGGGAACCUGGCCUUCUCCGACCUGCUGGCCGGCUCUGCCUACAUCGCCAACAUCUGCCUGUCGGGCGCACAGACCUUCCAGCUGGUGCCGGUGCAGUGGUUCAUCCGCGAGGGCACGGCCUUCAUCACGCUGGCCGCCUCCGUCUUCAGCCUGCUGGCCAUCGCCAUCGAGCGCUACAUCGCCAUCACCAAGGUGAAGGUGUACGGCUCCAACAAGACGUGCCGCAUGUUCCUGCUGAUCGGGGCCUGCUGGGUGGCCUCGGUGCUGAUGGGCGGGCUGCCCAUCAUGGGCUGGAACUGCCUGGACGCGCUGUCUGAGUGCUCAGCCGUGCUCCCGCUCUACUCCACCCGCUACAUCUUCUUCGUGGUCACCGUCUUCACCAUCAUCCUGCUCUCCAUCGUCAUCCUGUACGUGCGUAUCUACCUGAUCGUGCGCUCCAGCCACCAGGAGGCCACCAACUCGCAGGCCUACGCCCUGCUGAAGACCGUCACCAUCGUGCUGGGCGUCUUCAUCGCCUGCUGGCUGCCGGCCUUCAGCGUGCUGCUGCUGGACACCUCAUGCAGCAUGGCCUCCUGCCCGGUGCUGAACCACGCCGACAUCUUCUUCGGCAUCGCCACGCUGAACUCGGCGCUGAACCCGCUCAUCUACACGCUGCGCAGUAAGGACAUGCGGCGCGAGUUCCUGCGGGUGCUGUGCUGCUGGGGCCUGCUGCACUGCGGCCACGCCGCAGACCGCUGCAUGCUCCCUCUCAAGAGCUCCAGCUCCAUGGAGCACUGCACCCACAAACAUGAACAGCAGAGCACCCCCAUCAUGCAGGACUGCACCACCUGCGUCUGACUGCACCGUCUGCGUCUGACUGCGCCGUCUGCGUCUGACUGCACCGU
Messenger RNA from Megalops cyprinoides (Indo-Pacific tarpon), 1880 nucleotides. RefSeq names its product sphingosine-1-phosphate receptor 2 (gene s1pr2). Bases 736 to 1833 code for a protein of 365 amino acids. Gene Ontology annotation, biological process: sphingosine-1-phosphate receptor signaling pathway. NCBI's taxonomy places the organism in Eukaryota, Metazoa, Chordata, Actinopteri, Elopiformes, Megalopidae. The record is from RefSeq and is a predicted model, not a curated record. Gene Ontology annotation, molecular function: sphingosine-1-phosphate receptor activity. The transcript has 2 exons. Gene Ontology annotation, cellular component: membrane.